UGGGUAAUGUGAGACUGUGGAGCUUCUUGUUGACCAAGAAAAGUGUUGGUUUCAGUAGUGAUAUAUACACUAGUUUGAUUGGGGGUCAGGAAGUUAUAUGCAUCCAGAAUCAAUACCUACCAUUAUUAUGCUUCUCAACUAUGAGCAAGAUUCUAUUUUACCUAUAGAUCCCUGCUCCUGCCCCUUGCAUGUCUGGGGCCGUGAGAGGAGCCCUGAACUUGAAAAUAUCAGUGUGAAUAUGAAAUGGAAGUGUCAGUUAAAUUCUUAUCACCCGACCCUGACUUAAAUUUAUAGCUGUUCUGUUGGUUAACUCACAUUAAGCAAAUAAUGUUAAUUUGUAUGAAUGGUGUAUACUGUAUUAGGUAUAAAGGUAAUGUUUGAUUACGAGUAAAAAACAGACGAUAGGCUUGUUUUAUUUCUUUAUUCUUUUCCUUGGUUCACAGUUGCACAUAAAUAUUCAACGAAUAGUGCCUACUCAUUUUAAGCACUUGAAGAACUUGAAGCUUAUUUUCUCAUUACACUAGUACAAUUUUACUAUUGUAUUUAUAGAGUACAAAAGAGUAGAAUACAAAAGGUCAAGACACUUCCUUAAACCCUAACCUAAUAGUUGGGUUCCCAUACAUAAAUAAUAAUAAACAUUACAUUUCAACACUCCCCCUCAAGCUGAAGCAUUUAUAUGCACCAAGCUUGGAACAUAUAAAUUGAAUUCUAGACCCCCUUCGAGAUUUAGUUAGAAUGUCUGCAAGUUGUUCAUUAGAGUUGAUAAACUCAGUAAUAAGAUCCUUGGAAAGUAGCUUGAAAAAGUAUCACAAUAGUCAAGGCCAUAAACUUGAGUGUAUCCCUUAGCUACUAGAUGAGCUUUGAGAUGAUCUAUUGCUUUCAAUGGGGAGAUACAAAUUCCAAUGAGAUAUGAGCCCAAUCACAUAAGGAAAUGACACCAUUCUUUAUCCAAAACCUUAAGGCAAUCCCAUCAUAACCCACAAAGGUCUCAAGACAUAACACCCACAUUUUAUACCUUGCCAAAAAAGUAAGGAAAGUUCCACUGAGAAACCACCAAAACAUCUGAAAGACAUGAUCACAACACUACGUACUCAUACAGUCCCUCACGAGUAUCACACGUUACACACACCAAACAAACAAAGUAGAGUCAGCUCCCCUUACCAAUUCACGUAAACACCCACUUUGCAUGCAAUGUUCCACACACACACAUUUAAGCAUUAAAGUGACCCAUGAAAUUAACAAAAGUGACUUUUCUCUUUCCAAGAUAAAUAACGUGGGCCCCACUCACCCAAGUUAAACUUUCUAAAACUUAAAUACAACUUAUUCUACCAAGUGGGUUAUGCAGAACUUGACUUUCCCAACCAAUGCACACGGCCCCCCACAACGCUCAAGGUUUUAAAUCUUAGUUACUCUCAUCUACUCCCAUGUAACCCUCAAUUUAAACAUUCACUAUACUUCCUCUGUUCCUAAAUCACAUCCACCAUUAUCAUGCAAUAAACCCCAAAAAAAUCAUUUUAAACCUUCCCAACUCAUAAACACAUGCCUAACUUCCAACCCUUCUAUGUUUCCUACACACCAAGUAAACCAUAAGCAUCCCUCAACAAAACCCACUCAACUCAAAAGCUACAGGAACUGUAGAAACUAAACCAUAAAAUACAAUCACCCAUACCCUAACAAUAUACCUCUCUACCUCUCACAACUUCUAAGACUUCUUGCUGAACAUAUUGCCAUAAAACAACACAUAAUUGAAAAUCCAGGUUCCACCACUGAGGUUUUUCUUCAUCUGGAACAGUAGAGACAUCUUGUUCAAGAUGAUUAUGGUGUCCUUGACUAAGAAACCAUAACUCCACAGAAGCAGACCAAGAUAAGUAAUUUUUUCCAGUUGAGCUUUGCAGUGGUAAUAAUAGGAGUAGAAGAUAGAGAGGAAGUCAUUCCAAUAGGAGAAACCAUUAAAAAAAAAACAACUUUGAGAGGAAAAUCCUAGGAUUCUAAAACAAACCUAGCUUUGAGGGAAAAGCCCUAGGUGAAAGCUACGACCAAUGAAAUAGAAGGACAAAGAUAUCAACAUGUUCAGGAGGCUCUGGCGAGACCAACGACAAUGGUGCAGUGCAAUUCCGACACUAGGAAGGCAACUUGACAAACACGCGCCCGAAGCUGGCCAGAAAAAGACGGCGUGUGAUGACGCAUGUGGGGGUUUCUGAGGCAGCAACCACUAGGGAUCAGUUGCGCUUCUCAAGGCGCACCUAACCUUGACUUUGCUGGAGAAGAUGUAAGGGCGACAGUGGCAGCAAACACGAAAACAGAGGAGGACAACGGCCCCAAUGAUAGAUAGUGAGGAUGGAAUGGUCUGACUCUUGAUACCAACUUGAAGAACUUGUCUGAAGUAAAAAAAUGUGAGAAGGGCAUUGGAGAAUCAACUGGGAAACCUUUGCAUUAUAAGGGAACAAGCUUUCAUCGUAUAAUUAGAGGUUUCAUGGCUCAAGGUGGUGAUUUUUCAAGGGGUAAUGGCACUGGCGGGGAAAGUAUAUAUGGUGGAAAAUUUGCGGAUGAAAAUUUCAAACUAAGACAUGAUGGACCUGGCUUUCUUUCUAUGGCUAAUAGUGGCCCUAAUACAAAUGGAUCUCAGUUUUUUAUUACAUUCAAGCGCCAACCACAUCUUGAUGGGAAACAUGUUGUUUUUGGAAAAGUUGUCAAUGGAUUGGAUGUUCUGAAGAAAAUUGAGCUGGCAGGAACAUCUGAUGGGAAACCUACCCAGAUAGUUAAAAUUGUUGAUUGCGGUGAAGUUUCUGAAACAAAAACUCAGCAUACUGCUGAGAAGGAAAAAGGGAAAAUGAGAAAAACAGGAAAACCCCUUCCUUCUGAUGAUAGUUCCGACUCUACUGACAAAAAGUCAAGGGGGAAAAGAAAAAAAUCUUCCAAAGACACAAGGAAAAAGAGGAGAAGAUACUCAACAUCUGAUAGUGAUAGUUAUUCCUCAGAUUCUGAGUCAGAUUCAGCUUCUGAUUCUGAAUCGGAUUCAUCUGAUUCUGAUUCUAGUUCCUCUAGUUAUGGGAAACACCAGAAGAGGAGAAAUAAGCGCAGGCAUGGGAAGAAGAGGAAAUUUGGACGAAAGCAGAGCAAGAAAAGCAGGCACAGUCGAAGCAGAAGAUCAAAGCACAAGUCUAGGCGCAGCUAUGAUGAUUCAAGUGAUAGCUCUAGUGGUAGCAGUAGUAGUUCUGGCGAUGAGAAAACUGAUCGUCGCACCUCAAUUCGGCAAAGACAUGUUGACAACAAAGCACAAAGAAAUCUACACACAGAAAAACAACCUUCUAGUCUUCCUCGGCAAGAUCAAAUUAUUCCGGAGCAAACAACGGAUACUGAGGUUAGAAGAACUGUGGACAAGCAAUCACAUGAAGAAGGUGAAUUGUCUCCAGAAAAUGGGGCAUUUGUGAAUAACGGGCAUGAUACUAAAGCUGAAUUUAGUGAACCUGCUAAGCAACAUGCUAAUUCAGAUGAUUCAAAGGAGAAUAGAAGUGCAAGAACUGGGCGAAGUCCUACCAAGGAUUCUGGUGAGCUAAACCAGGGACGUGCUUUGUUGCUGGCUAGUUCUGGUCAAAAAGCAUCUGAACAUGCAGCCCCUAAACAUGGUCAAAGGUUUUCAAAAAGCCCUUCACCAAAUGGCACACCUAAGCGUAUUAAAAAAGGACGUGGGUUUACUGAGCGUUAUGCCUUUGCCCGCAGAUAUCGUACUCCAUCUCCUGAGCGGUCACCUCAUGCAUAUAGGUAUGGUGAUAGAAAUAUAAGAAGGAACUUUGAUAGAAACACAAGCUACAGAAGUUAUUCUGAGCGCUCUCCACCACGACGUUAUCGAAGCCCACCUGGUGGCAGAAAUCGUCCAAGAUACCAAAGCAGGAGAAGUCUCAGUAGGAGCAUCUCUCGCAGUCCAGUGCGUGGGCGUUUUAGAGACCGUGACCGGAGUCGGAGCCCAAGACGUAGUGUUAGUCCUGAAGACAGGCGACCUCCAAUAAGUGACAGAUUAAAAUCCCGACUUGGUCCAAGAAGCGAUGAACGAUUGGCAGACAGAAGGGGGAGGUCAAAGUCCAAUUCUAGGAGCAGUGGCUCAUCUCGGUCCAGAUCCCCUGAUGCUACACCACCAAAACGAUAUGAUAAAAGGACUUCCCUAUCUCGUAGCAGGUCUAAGUCCAGCUCUUCUUCCGGUCAGAAGGGUUUAGUUUCUUAUGGAGAUGCUAGUCCUGAUUCUGGAGUAAGGUUGAGACGGGGUUAGGAACUGUAUGGUCAGUGCAAGCUUAGAUCAGUUAGAUGGCAAUCACUCAAAGAUGUACGAAUCUACGCUUUCGUCAUGGCAAGUUCUCUCAAAGAUGGAUUUGGUAGUUCAUGGAGUUUUUGGAUGAGAGAUAUGGGGUAAAUGAUGAAGGUAAAAUUAGUGGGUUUGGGUGGUUUUUAUUUUUCAGGAAUAGUUGAUGUUGAUGUUUGUGUUAGGUGGUCGACUUGGAGGAGGAAUAGAAAGGACUGGUAUGGCAAAGGUCCGAUCUUCGUGCA
This is a messenger RNA of Vigna angularis (adzuki bean), 4539 nucleotides long. Its product is annotated as peptidyl-prolyl cis-trans isomerase CYP63. Lineage: Eukaryota; Viridiplantae; Streptophyta; Magnoliopsida; Fabales; Fabaceae. The record is from RefSeq and is a predicted model, not a curated record. Gene Ontology annotation, molecular function: peptidyl-prolyl cis-trans isomerase activity. The transcript is spliced from 13 exons. Gene Ontology annotation, biological process: protein folding; protein peptidyl-prolyl isomerization. The coding region runs from base 2474 to 4264 and encodes 596 amino acids.